UAGAAAGUCUGUGGUCUGUAGCCCCAGGGAAAUUGAGUGGUUCCUAGGACACCCUGUUCUGUGAUUGGGAGUUCGAGGUGUAUUAUGAGAAUGCAGAUAUGUGAGCUGCCCUUGCAAGCUGAACAAGUCCACUUCAGGAAAAGAAGAAUAUAUUGCCACUUUCAAGGGAUCUGAAUACUUCUGCUACGACUUAUCUCAAAAUCCCAUUCAAAGCAGCAGUGAUGAAAUAACUCUGUCCUUUAAAACCCUUCAGAGGAAUGGACUGAUGCUUCACACCGGGAAAUCAGCCGAUUAUGUCAAUCUUGCCCUGAAAAAUGGAGCUGUCUCUCUGGUCAUUAAUUUGGGAUCAGGGGCCUUUGAAGCACUAGUGGAGCCCGUGAAUGGAAAGUUUAAUGAUAAUGCCUGGCAUGAUGUGAAAGUCACCAGGAAUCUGCGUCAGCACUCAGGCAUUGGACACGCUAUGGUAAACAAACUACAUUGUUCGGUAACAAUAUCAGUGGAUGGGAUUCUUACCACAACGGGCUACACGCAAGAAGAUUAUACCAUGCUGGGGUCUGAUGACUUUUUCUAUGUUGGAGGCAGUCCCAGCACAGCCGACCUUCCAGGGUCACCAGUCAGUAACAACUUUAUGGGCUGUCUCAAAGAGGUUGUAUAUAAAAAUAAUGAUGUAAGGCUGGAAUUAUCUCGACUUGCCAAGCAAGGGGAUCCUAAGAUGAAGAUACAUGGAGUGGUGGCAUUUAAAUGUGAGAAUGUUGCAACUUUAGAUCCAAUCACCUUUGAAACCCCAGAGUCUUUCAUCUCUCUGCCUAAAUGGAAUGCAAAGAAAACAGGCUCCAUAUCAUUUGAUUUCCGCACAACAGAGCCCAAUGGCCUUAUCUUAUUUAGCCAUGGCAAGCCAAGACAUCAAAAAGACGCCAAGCAUCCACAGAUGAUAAAAGUUGACUUCUUUGCUAUUGAGAUGCUGGAUGGCCAUCUCUACCUCCUCCUGGACAUGGGGUCAGGCACCAUAAAAAUAAAAGCCCUGCUGAAGAAAGUGAAUGAUGGAGAAUGGUAUCAUGUGGACUUCCAGAGAGACGGACGGUCAGGUACCAUUUCUGUCAACACACUGCGCACGCCCUACACUGCUCCUGGCGAGAGUGAGAUUCUGGACCUGGAUGAUGAGUUGUACCUGGGGGGCUUGCCAGAAAAUAAGGCCGGCCUUGUCUUCCCCACCGAGGUGUGGACUGCUCUGCUCAACUAUGGCUAUGUGGGCUGCAUCAGGGAUUUGUUCAUCGAUGGCCAGAGCAAAGAUAUCCGGCAAAUGGCUGAAGUUCAAAGUACUGCUGGAGUGAAGCCCUCCUGCUCAAGGGAAACAGCAAAACCGUGCCUUAGCAACCCUUGCAAAAACAAUGGCAUGUGCAGGGAUGGGUGGAACAGAUAUGUCUGUGAUUGUUCCGGAACAGGCUAUCUUGGCAGGUCCUGUGAAAGAGAGGCAACGGUUUUGAGCUAUGAUGGGAGUAUGUUUAUGAAAAUCCAGCUCCCAGUGGUGAUGCACACAGAGGCUGAGGAUGUGUCCUUACGGUUUCGAUCCCAGCGUGCAUAUGGCAUUCUGAUGGCAACCACUUCCAGAGACUCUGCAGACACCCUUCGCCUGGAGCUAGAUGCGGGGCGUGUGAAACUGACGGUCAAUUUAGAUUGUAUCAGGAUUAACUGUAAUUCCAGCAAAGGUCCCGAGACCCUUUUUGCUGGCUAUAACCUCAAUGAUAAUGAAUGGCACACAGUGCGUGUGGUUCGCCGAGGAAAAGGUUUAAAGUUAACGGUGGAUGACCAGCAGGCCAUGACAGGUCAAAUGGCAGGCGAUCAUACAAGGCUGGAGUUCCAUAACAUAGAGACUGGCAUCAUCACAGAACGACGGUAUCUUUCAUCUGUCCCCUCCAACUUCAUUGGACACUUGCAGAGCCUGACAUUUAAUGGAAUGGCAUACAUUGACCUGUGUAAAAAUGGUGACAUAGAUUAUUGUGAGCUCAAUGCCAGAUUUGGCUUCAGGAACAUCAUAGCAGACCCUGUCACCUUCAAGACCAAAUCAAGCUAUGUUGCCUUAGCUACACUGCAAGCCUACACUUCUAUGCAUCUUUUUUUCCAGUUCAAGACAACAUCCCUAGAUGGACUAAUUCUAUAUAACAGUGGGGAUGGAAAUGACUUUAUUGUGGUUGAAUUAGUUAAAGGGUACUUACAUUACGUGUUUGAUUUGGGAAAUGGUGCUAACCUCAUCAAAGGGAGCUCAAAUAAGCCUCUCAAUGACAAUCAGUGGCACAACGUGAUGAUAUCAAGGGACACCAGCAAUCUCCACACUGUAAAGAUUGACACGAAAAUCACAACGCAGAUCACUGCGGGAGCCAGGAACUUAGACCUCAAGAGUGACUUGUAUAUAGGAGGAGUGGCUAAAGAAACGUACAAAUCCUUGCCAAAGCUUGUCCACGCCAAGGAGGGCUUUCAAGGCUGCCUGGCAUCGGUUGAUUUAAAUGGACGGCUUCCGGAUCUCAUCUCAGAUGCUCUUUUCUGCAAUGGGCAGAUUGAGAGAGGAUGUGAAGGGCCCAGCACAACCUGCCAAGAGGACUCGUGUUCCAAUCAAGGUGUGUGCUUGCAGCAAUGGGAUGGCUUCAGCUGUGACUGUAGUAUGACCUCCUUCAGUGGGCCGCUCUGCAAUGACCCUGGGACAACAUAUAUCUUUAGCAAAGGUGGUGGACAAAUCACAUAUAAGUGGCCUCCUAAUGACCGGCCCAGUACACGAGCAGACAGACUGGCCAUAGGGUUUAGCACUGUUCAAAAAGAAGCUGUAUUGGUGCGAGUGGACAGUUCUUCGGGCCUGGGUGACUACCUAGAACUGCACAUACACCAAGGAAAAAUUGGAGUUAAGUUUAAUGUUGGGACGGAUGACAUCGCCAUUGAAGAGUCCAAUGCAAUCAUUAAUGAUGGGAAAUACCAUGUAGUCCGUUUCACGAGGAGUGGUGGCAAUGCCACAUUACAGGUGGACAGCUGGCCAGUGAUCGAGCGCUACCCUGCAGGAAACAAUGAUAACGAGCGCCUGGCGAUUGCUAGACAGCGAAUUCCAUAUCGACUUGGUCGAGUAGUUGAUGAAUGGCUACUCGACAAAGGGCGUCAGCUCACAAUCUUCAAUAGCCAAGCAACCAUAAUAAUUGGCGGGAAAGAGCAGGGCCAGCCCUUCCAGGGCCAGCUCUCUGGGCUUUACUACAAUGGCUUGAAAGUUCUGAAUAUGGCAGCCGAAAAUGAUGCCAACAUCGCCAUAGUGGGAAAUGUGAGACUGGUUGGUGAAGUGCCUUCCUCUAUGACAACUGAGUCGACAGCCACUGCCAUGCAGUCAGAGAUGUCCACAUCAAUUAUGGAGACCACCACGACCCUGGCUACUAGCACAGCCAGAAGAGGAAAACCCCCUACGAAAGAACCCAUUAGCCAGACCACGGAUGACAUCCUUGUGGCCUCAGCAGAGUGUCCCAGCGAUGAUGAGGACAUUGACCCCUGUGAGCCGAGCUCAGGUGGGUUAGCCAACCCAACCCGAGCAGGCGGGAGAGAGCCCUACCCAGGCUCUGCAGAAGUGAUUCGAGAGUCCAGCAGCACCACGGGCAUGGUCGUGGGGAUCGUCGCCGCUGCUGCGCUGUGCAUCCUCAUCCUCCUCUAUGCCAUGUACAAGUACAGAAACCGGGAUGAAGGCUCGUACCAUGUAGACGAGAGUCGAAACUACAUCAGUAACUCAGCACAGUCCAAUGGGGCUGUUGUAAAGGAGAAACAACCCAGCAGUGCGAAAAGCGCCAACAAAAAUAAGAAAAACAAAGAUAAAGAGUAUUACGUCUGAUCCCAAGAUCUUAAAUGGACACUUGUAUAGAAAUAGUCUUCAUUUUAUCUGAGACAUAAUAUGAACUUAUUUACUUUCCUUUUUAUGAAGCACAUACAAAAGAAGACAGGGAAUGCA
Messenger RNA from Cynocephalus volans (Philippine flying lemur), 3967 nucleotides. Its product is annotated as neurexin-1. NCBI's taxonomy places the organism in Eukaryota, Metazoa, Chordata, Mammalia, Dermoptera, Cynocephalidae. The record is from RefSeq and is a predicted model, not a curated record. The transcript is spliced from 19 exons. The coding region runs from base 266 to 3850 and encodes 1194 amino acids.